Messenger RNA from Desarmillaria tabescens, 729 nucleotides. RefSeq lists its product as uncharacterized. The record is from RefSeq and is a predicted model, not a curated record. NCBI's taxonomy places the organism in Eukaryota, Fungi, Basidiomycota, Agaricomycetes, Agaricales, Physalacriaceae. The transcript is spliced from 7 exons. The coding region runs from base 1 to 729 and encodes 242 amino acids.
AUGCUCCGAGGUGUUCAAAAUGCCACGAUGAUGGAGAGGUGCUCGACAGCUGUCGCCUUGAGACUUGACCAGACAGCAUACCACCACUCGAAGUCUGCAUACAAGGCAGAGUUCUCAGAAGUGAACGGAUCCCACAUUAUAAUGGUGAAACUGCGAAGGCUGCUGAGGUUGAGCACCGUGGAAGACCUUGAGUAUCUUAAGGUCUCCCGACACCUCUCAGAGUUCUUGCAAAGAUAUUACUUCGUCGAAAGUGGAGACAAUGACGUCAAGGUCCCACAAUUUGUCGAAAGACAAAGGACAGUAGUGUGGGUUAAAGACGACUUUGAUACGAUCGAGGAUGAGCGUUUCAAGCUCGGUAGAACCAUGGACGAAGGUUUGACCACGGUAGAUGAGCAAUGUGUAUCACAAGCGAUUUUCUGCAAAGGAUGGAAGAUGCUGAUAGAUGAAAGAGAUAUCUUCCGAAAGAAGGUCUUCCGAGUAAAUGGCAGAAACGUCCGGCAGGUGAACGAGCAUGCACGAAGAGUUGGAAUGUCGUCUUUUAGGUGGAGGUUGCUGUCAAGAUGCGGUUGUGGACAUGAAGGAAAAGCUGUAAACACGAGGCAAGUAAAAGCCGAUCAAGAACGUGAUGUGCAUCCACGGGUGUCCUUCAUAGCCCCUGGAAAAGUUAUUCUUGUUGUGAAACGCGGUGAAACCCCAUUCCUGCAGACAGGACGCGCCGCUUGCAGAUAG